AUGAGCUGCUGGCCUCAGCGGCCCCCACCUCUGGGAGCAGCGCCCCCGCACCCUUCCGGCCCGGGGCUGCAGUACCGUCCCCGGCCGGCAGAGGCGCUGCGGGGCGGCGCCAGCGCGUUCCCACAGGUCGCGGCGGAGGCUGCGCCCCCUCCCCUGCCCGCUUCCUGGUCCUCGGGGUGUGAGGGCCGCAGCCUGGGACUCCAGACCCAGGGGCUGCGGGUGUCCUCGGCGGCCGCCUCAGCGUCCGCGGCGACGUCACGGUCCUCGCGGCCUCGCAGCCAGCGCUCGGGCCGGCCGCCUAAUGCCCGUGGACGCGCAUCUCCUCCCCGAGUUCCUGCUUCCCGGGCCAGCCAAAGCCGCAGAAUGUUUGGCAGACUCUUUCAUGACGCAGGAACCCUGAAGGAUCAUCUCACCUAUGGGCAAGUUCAGCAGAUAUAUCUUUGCGGCACCUACAUGUCCAGUUCAUCAAGCAGUCCAGAUGCAAAAGAACAUGAGAAAGCCUGAUGUGGCAGAAUGGAAAAGGGUGAGCCAACAGAAGAACAAGCAACCCCAGUGUUCUGCUCUCCCUUGAACAAGUGGAGACAAUAAUUUCACCAUUUCUACAAGGCUGAGCCCACUCCAGGAGGAACUGUGAGUCCUGGUCUCCAUUUACACAGAAAAUAAAGUAUUUUGAGGAUCCCCCAUGAUGUCCAAUUCCCUGUUGUUUCUGAAGUCCACAACAUUGUUUCCCUAGUCUCUGAUAACUGGUGUUGCAAUUUGUUUUUAAUUAUUUUUAUUUCAUGUGCAGGGUUGUUUUUCACACAUCUGUGCACCUUGUGGGUGCCUGGUGCCCAGAGAGGUCAAAGAGUGGGUCAGUUAGAUCUCUUGGAACUAGAGUUAUACUCAGGUGUGAGCCAUGAUGUGGGUGGUGGGAAUCGAACCCAGGUCCUCUACAACAGCAGCAGGGCCUCAAUUACUGAGCCAUAUCUCCAGCUCAGCUGUUGCCAUUUCUAACAUGGUCUCCUCCAUGUUGGAUCAAUGGUUCAGCUAUGCUCCAUCUUCCACUGACGUCUUGUCCUGAGGAAACUAUGUUUUGUUAUCUUUCAAGAUCACCAAGGAAAUGCAAGAAAGGCCCACAUAGGACAAACCAUGUGUAGUUAGAGAAAAGGCUGUCCCUUGGAGGGCGACUGUUUUGAUAGGCAGGGGGUUGUCUGGGAACUGUUUGUGAGCAUGGAAGUCUAAAGCCCUUUUGCAGGAUCCAGGGAGUGUUUCUACAAGUUACUUGCUCCCCAUUAUGCAACCUCCACCAUGUAGCUUUCCCCAAACUGACUCGUCCACUACCCAUUCAUAAAUGAGGCAAAGUAUUUCUCCAUAUGAGGAUAUUUUGCAGUGAAAGGGGGGCAGAGACAUGCUAUUCCCUCCUCUGUAGUGGGGAGCGGCGGGCUACGUUCCUGGCACCCGACCGCCUGCACGGCUAGCUUUAUACCCAAAAUAAUUUCACGGAAACUGUAUUCUUUUAAACACUG
Molecule: messenger RNA, 1505 nt
Organism: Microtus oregoni (creeping vole)
Lineage: Eukaryota; Metazoa; Chordata; Mammalia; Rodentia; Cricetidae
Product: synapsin-1-like
Exons: 4
Coding region: 1-504 (167 amino acids)
Source: RefSeq, a predicted model, not a curated record